AUGCUCGCACCUACCAAUAGAUUAGUCGACUUAAAUAAUGACCUCAUUCUUUCCUCUUUUAAUAGCGAAGCCAAGGACUAUUAUUCAGUUGAUAAAUGUCUUACUGAUAACCCAUUAGAUCCUUACGCAGCCCACCAAGACGUAUCUCAUCUUAAUAAUGAAACCCCAAAAGGAUUUCCAGCCCAUCAUUUACACCUCAAAGUAGGUGCAAUCAUUGUACUUCUAAGAAACCUAAACACUAACAAAGGCUUGUGUAACGGCACCCGACUUAUUGUUAAAAAACUUACCACUAAUUUAAUUGAAGCCGAAACAAUUAGCUUAUCUUCAAACCAAGGAGUUAUUGUUGGUAUUUCCCGUGCCCAACACACUUAUAAAGAUCUACGCCCCGAUGGAAUUAGCUUUGAACGCUUCCAAUUCCCCGUUCGAAUUGCCUUUACUAUGACUAUUACCAAAGCCCAAGGCCAGACCUGUGAGCGACUUGGAGCCGAUUUGUCCGAAGAACCUUUUGCUCACGGCCAACUCUACACCCUCCUGUCCCGUUGUACAAAUAGUACAAAUAUCCGUAUAUUUGCCCCUGAAAAAGAAACAGAUUCAGAUGGCAAUGUCCUUAUCAAAAACGUUGUUACCCACGGAAUCCAAUUUGAUUAAAUGCUUUCUUUCAAUUAGUCUAAUUUUUUUGAUGCUACCCUCACGUUUUAUAAGCACAUACCACUUUCCUUUUUUGGCGAUGAUUCCCCUUUUAGCUUAAGGGACGUUCCGCCUAUUUAUUUUUUGGCGAUGAUUCCCCUUUAUAUUAAGGGACGUUCCGCCUUCUUAUUUUAUAGCGAUGAUUC
Messenger RNA from Meloidogyne enterolobii, 833 nucleotides. The record is from the annotation of a GenBank genome assembly. Lineage: Eukaryota; Metazoa; Nematoda; Chromadorea; Rhabditida; Meloidogynidae.